CCAAACCUUAUUGGACAUGUUCUUAGGCAGCCUAGCGUUGACUUUCAAGUUCAGACAUCGGCAAAUGACCUCGUGCCCUAUCUUCAGGCUGCUGAGUAUGAUAUCGUCAUUGGCCACUCAAUCGGUGGGCUCGUAGUAAUAUCGCUUCUCAAGUUCCUGUCAAAAACAAGGCUUACUCCAAUGGUUCUCGUCGACUUACUUGUGGAGUUGACAGCAGAUGAGAUAGCGCAUCGGAAAGAUGCCACAACUAACCUCACUGCAGAAGAUUAUAUGGCAUUGAAUUUUCUAUGGACGAAAAAAGAUGCCAUUUGGAGAGUGUUGGGGACCCGUAUUGGCAGGGUUAAUCAUGAUUAUCACAUAGCAUCAGUGUUUGCUAGUAGCGCUCCAGAAUCAACGGUGCUGCGUUUCUGGUCCCGCAUCCGCGACUUGGUGAUGCUUCGAUUUAGCGGCGUUUGA
Messenger RNA from Suillus clintonianus, 456 nucleotides. RefSeq lists its product as uncharacterized. NCBI's taxonomy places the organism in Eukaryota, Fungi, Basidiomycota, Agaricomycetes, Boletales, Suillaceae. The transcript has a single exon. The record is from RefSeq and is a predicted model, not a curated record. The annotation marks the transcript as partial.